AUAACCCAUACUUAAAGUGGGCAGCUAUCACUGAAGCACCCAAGGAGCAAUUGGGGGAAGAUCUCAAUCUUAAGGGCACAUCAGUCGCAACCCACCAGCCUCGAGAAUCAAGUCAGCGACCUUUAGGUUACAAGGCCAACUCUCUUACUUCUAAACCGCAACUGCACCCACCAAAGUGAGAGAAUUGAGAGAGAAACACAGAUAGAGAGUGAAAGAGAAACUUUUUUUACUGCAUGUCCAUCCUGUUGAAUCAUCGAGUGAAGGACAAACGGAAAGAUUAAUCAUUAUAACACAAAAUCCUAAAUGUGGACUCUCAUCUUGUUUUUCAUCACUGUGGAGGUGGCCGGAGGGUCUGAUGAUAUUAAAGUUGUUAAAGUGAUGAAUGGGGAUCUCCUCAGACUCGAUACUGAAGUUGAGCAACUCAAGGAAAGCACACAAAUACUGUGGACGUUUGAAGACGGCAAACUAAGUUCUCGCAUCGCCCAGUAUCACGGGAAACUUUACAGCCAUUAUGAUGGGAGAUUCAAUGGCAGGGUACAGCUGGACCAACAGACUGGAGCUUUAAGCAUCUCAAACAUCAGCACAAAUGAUUCUGGAAUCUAUAAAGCAAUGAUUGUUAUAAACAAACAGAUAUCAACAAGAAUGUACAAAGUGAAUGUAUACGCUCCUGUUUCUGUACCUGCUAUAAAGAGCACUUCACUUACUAGUGUGCAACAACCUUCAAAUACAUCACAGAAGAUGCAGGAGUUUUGCUCGGUUCUCUGCUUUGUAAAAAACGACCACAACGUCUCCAUCUCGUGGUACAAAGGAAGUGAAAUGGUGAACCAGACCAGCAGUUCUGAUCUCAGAUUUAAUCUCAGUUUAUCUUUAAAGCUUCAUUAUAAUGAUACAGAAACAUACAGAUGCACGGCCACAAAUCCAGUGAGCAAUAAGAGCAUCAAUCUUCAAAUGAAAGACCUCUGUCCAUACUAUGAAGAAGAAUCUCUGUCUACACAUACAGACUGUCAGGAGUAUUGUGGAGAUGUUGAGGUUCUGAUCCGGCUCGUUUUGUCAGUUCUGGUGGGAUUCGCUACUGUUGUCUUUCUGGUUGAACACAUAAGAUCUGCUCAAGGCCGAACUCUUUCUCCUACUAAAGACAUUUUUAUGAGGCACCAGAAGGUGUAAGAUCUAUAAACUGAAGCAGAUUUACUCAGAGCUCUUCAACAAAUUCAUAAUCACAUUUGUGACCUUGAACCACAAAACCAUAAAGUCAUAAAGGUCAAUUUAUUGAAAUUAAGAUUUAUACAUCAUCUGAAAGCUGAUAAAUAAAGAAGCUUUCUAAAUAUUAAAUAUCUUAAUACAUGAUUUUUACAGUAUCCUAAUGAUUUUUGGCAUUAAAAAACAACAAUUCUGGCUAUUUCUACAAAUAUACCCGUGUGCCUUCACUGGUUUUGUGGUCCAGGGAAACAUAUACAGUGUAAACAUUAAUGAUGUAACCAUUAUAGACAACAUUCACACCUUACUGUUGUAAAGGGCAAGUGAUGGUUAUAUAGACGGUGUCAAAUCAGAUGUCAGACAACACAAAUAUUUUACUUAACAUUAGUUAAAUCACGAGCAGAGACACUAAAUCCAAAUCAUUUCAGCAAUUAGAUCUAAAUAUUUUUUAGAUAUUUUAUAUUAUUAAAAUAUUUUUAUAUUACAGCUGUCACUGCAGUACCCUUUCAAAGAGUGCAAAUUAGUACUUUAAAAGGUACAUAUUGGUACCUAAAUGGUACAUAUUAGGAACUUUUUAAAGGGUUCUGCUCCAGUGACAGCUUUUAUACCUUCACAGGAAAAUGAUCAGUGUUAAAUGUACACUGCUGGGG
Misgurnus anguillicaudatus (oriental weatherfish) is the source of this 1844-nucleotide messenger RNA. RefSeq names its product SLAM family member 5. NCBI's taxonomy places the organism in Eukaryota, Metazoa, Chordata, Actinopteri, Cypriniformes, Cobitidae. The record is from RefSeq and is a predicted model, not a curated record.